AUGAUUCUGACUUGCAUUAGAGAAACUUCAUCCCUACAUUCCGCUUUCACAAGAUCUUUACUGGGUGUAUUUGAAGAAGAUGCCACAGCCAUUUCCAACUAUAUGAACCAAUUGUAUCAAGCUAUGCAUCGGAUUUAUGAUGCACAGAAUGAGUUAAGUGCAGCAACACAUCUGACUUCAAAACUUUUAAAAGAAUAUGAAAAACAGCGUUUUCCAUUGGGAGGUGAUGAUGAAGUUAUGACAUCUACUUUACAACAGUUUUCAAAAGUUAUAGAUGAACUUAGCUCUUGUCAUGCAGUACUUUCAACUCAACUUGCUGAUGCCAUGAUGUUCCCCAUUACCCAGUUUAAAGAAAGAGAUCUGAAAGAAAUAUUGACUUUAAAAGAAGUGUUUCAGAUUGCUAGUAAUGAUCAUGAUGCUGCAAUUAACAGAUAUAGCCGAUUGUCCAAAAAAAGAGAAAAUGACAAGAUGAAAUAUGAAGUAACAGAAGAUGUGUACACUUCCAGAAAGAAACAACACCAGACCAUGAUGCAUUAUUUUUGUGCAUUAAAUACUCUUCAAUACAAGAAGAAAAUAGCAUUGUUAGAACCUCUACUUGGGUAUAUGCAAGCUCAGAUAAGUUUCUUUAAGAUGGGUUCUGAAAAUCUCAGUGAACAAUUAGAAGAAUUUUUAGCUAAUAUUGGAACAAGUGUACAGAAUGUUCGCAGGGAAAUGGACAGUGAUGUAGAGACCAUGCAACAGACAAUAGAGGACUUGGAAAUAGCCAGUGACCCUUUAUAUGUGCCUGACCCAGACCCCACCAAAUUUCCUGUUAAUCGAAAUUUAACCCGAAAGGCUGGAUACCUUAAUGCUAGGAAUAAAACAGGCUUGGUGUCAUCUACCUGGGAUAGACAGUUUUACUUCACGCAGGGUGGAAACUUAAUGAGUCAAGCACGUGGAGAUGUGGCAGGAGGCCUUGCCAUGGACAUAGACAACUGUUCAGUGAUGGCUGUGGACUGUGAAGACAGGAGAUACUGUUUUCAGAUCACUUCUUUUGAUGGAAAAAAAUCUUCAAUUUUGCAAGCAGAAAGUAAAAAGGACCAUGAGGAGUGGAUCUGUACAAUAAACAACAUAUCUAAACAAAUAUACUUAAGUGAAAAUCCAGAGGAAACUGCUGCACGAGUAAAUCAGUCAGCUCUGGAAGCUGUCACUCCCUCCCCAUCCUUCCAGCAAAGGCAUGAGAGCCUACGGCCAGCAGGACAGUCUCGGCCACCAACAGCUCGGACAAGCAGUUCAGGAUCCAUAGGAUCUGAAUCCAUGAAUUUGGCUGCCUUAUCAAUAGAUUCUCUUGUGGCCCCAGACACCCCAAUACAAUUUGACAUAAUUUCUCCUGUGUGUGAAGAUCAGCCUGGCCAAGCAAAAGCUUCUGGCCAGGGAGGCAAGCGUACAAAUCCAUUUGGUGAAUCUGGAGGAAAUACAAAAUCUGAAACAGAAGGUAUAACAAAUUUUCCAUUGCCCUACGUGGUUUUGUAUGCUACACACCAGGAAAACAAGCGGCUUUUUGGAUUUGUCCUUCGAACAUCAGGAGGGAGGAGUGAAAGUAAUCUGUCCUCAGUCUGCUAUAUAUUUGAAUCAAACAACGAGGGAGAAAAGAUUUGUGAUGCUGUUGGACUGGCAAAACAGAUAGCUUUGCAUGCUGAACUGGAUCGGAGGGCAUCAGAAAAACAAAAAGAAAUAGAGAGAGUAAAAGAGAAGCAACAGAAAGAGCUCAGUAAACAAAAACAGAUUGAAAAGGACUUGGAAGAACAAAGUCGGUUGAUAGCUGCUUCAAGUAGACCAAAUCAAGCCAAUACUGAGGGACAAUUUAUUGUCCUUAGUAGUAGCCAGUCAGAAGAGAGUGAUUUGGGAGAAGAAGGAAAGAAGAAAGAGUCAGAAGCGUAAACCUGUUCUUGCUUUUUGAUUCACCACCAAAUUCGACAAUUUCGGUGGUGAAAUUGCAUGAGGUAACAACUGUGUUGAUAUUUCAAGGAGACUAAGCUUUAUAUUUGCUUGUUUUAGCUUUAUUUUAAAAACAUUGAACUUGAUAACUUAGUGUUUACAUUGUUUUGUCUGCAGAAAUACACUGUGCAUUAACAUUAAAUUCAACAUGUCUACAGAAAACAUGCUUUUAUCCCUGAGGUAGAUUGCUGAGGAAUUAUACUUAGGCAUUUUUUCUUUUAAAUUGUGAACAUUUUAUCUUGCAUUUUAAUGGAUUGUAUCAGGUUCAGAUAUUUAUGGCUAUUUUCUCCCUCCUUUCCUUUCAUUAGGAACACUUUACUAGUGAGAAAAUGUUUAACUCAAUAAGUUUAAAACAUUUUCAUAAAAAAUUAUAUAAAUUUGCAGCUAUUUUAACUAUAUUAAAUAUGAAGGAGAAUUUGUAUAAAAUCAUUAGAACAGAGGUUUUAGUAAGUUUUAAAUCUUAAGUACGUUUUCAGUUAAGACAGGUAGUACUAUUGAUUUCAGAGUACCUUCUUGGAUUGCACCCAUUUUUCUAAUGAACUACAUGAGAGCCUUCAGGAAAAAAGCCUUUGGCAUUUUGUUACCAUAUUCUUAGUUCUUAGGUUGGGACUUCAGUUAUUGCUGCAGAGCAGUAAUGGCUUGAAAAGAUUUCAGAAUUCACUCAAAGAUUUUUGGGUUGUUAUUCAAAUACAGUUCAGAUUAGGAUUGACAUGUAAAGAUACCAUUACAGAAUGAGACUUUGUAUUUUUUACAUUGUGUAAAAUAAUUUUUACUUGAUAAUCAUGUGACAUUUCAAAUGAAGUUCAUUUAACGUGUUUGCUGCUUAAGGUAAAAAUUUGCAGUUUAGUGUAGAAAAUGUAAUCCUUUAAAUCUCAAAUUGAUAUUCCAGUAUUUUCAUAAUCUCAUUUUAAUAAUGUAUCGAAUCACCACUUUAUAUCUACAAGGCAGAUCACUAAUUUAUGAGCAUAGAAUAAUUUGCACUAAUUAUUGUAAAUGUAAUUUUCAAAGGAGUAAGAAGGUCUAAUUCCAUGAAAGAGUAAAAUGAAAUUGAAUGCCUGAUACAUUAUAGGAUAGGUUGAGCAAGAAAUGAUAUUAGCCUGUGCCAAGGUUAAAAUGUCAUUUCUCUACUGUCUAUCUUGUUUGUAAAAGCUUGAUUCAUUAUUUUUUACUCAGAUUUUAAAUGUUGCUGAUAGAAAUUAUGUUUAUGUGUUCUACAUGAAAGUAUAUGAGAAAAAGAGAGCACAUGUGUGUAUAUGUAUAUAUACUCACAUUAAAUAUUUUGAGCAAAAUAUUUUAAAUAGCCAUGAGGCUAAUAACUGACUAACUUUACAAGGGAUAUGAAGUUUUUUCUUCAUAGUUGUGAGUUAGAAACAUCAUCUAUUUUAGUUCUCAAAAUAUAGCUUUGUUGUUUAACAUUGUGUAUAUAUUGUUUUCUGUAGGAGAGGGAUAAUUAUAUAUAGGAUCUUGUAUUAUUUUUAUCCAUGUGUCAAAUGGGGUAAUGAUUACUAAAUAUUUUUGAAGCCUUAUGUUAACAUAUAGCAAACAAGUAGAAAUUUAGAAAAUACUUUUUAAUUAAAAGCAUAUUUUGUGCUUACCGAAA
Molecule: messenger RNA, 3577 nt
Organism: Dipodomys ordii (Ord's kangaroo rat)
Lineage: Eukaryota; Metazoa; Chordata; Mammalia; Rodentia; Heteromyidae
Gene: Appl1
Product: adaptor protein, phosphotyrosine interaction, PH domain and leucine zipper containing 1
Exons: 20
Coding region: 1-1920 (639 amino acids)
Biological process (GO): signaling
Cellular component (GO): cytoplasm; endosome membrane
Molecular function (GO): identical protein binding
Source: RefSeq, a predicted model, not a curated record